AAUUUUUUCUACCUCCCCUGGUUCGCUCCCUCGUCUGCUCUCAUCCCCUCCCCUCUGCUUUGCUGGCUUCUGGGGUGUGAAGUUACGAUUUUGCCCCCCGGUGGGCCCCACCUUUAUAAUUUUUUUCUAGAAACACCGUCCUCUCUCUGUUUUUUUUUUCUCUCUCUCACCGAAACCCUUUCGUUUCUGUAUUCGCCUCUCUCUCUCUCUUUUUUGACGGCUCUGACUCGUGCUGACGUGGCACGUGGCAAAGGACCCAUCACAGCCGUCGAUAUGUCGCUCAGCGAGAAGCUGGAGGCGGCACGUGUAGCGCUCGGCAAGCGCAAGGAGCGGGAGCUCCUGGCUCAGGCUCCUACCAAAGCUUUAGCCGAGCCGGGCACAGAUAAGCCGGCUCCGGUACCUGCCAGCAACAAGCUCCUAGCCGGGCACCUGGCGCACGAGUUCCUGACUCGCGGCACGCUGCAGGGCCGCCGGGUCGCGCCUGAGCCGAAGCCGAGCCAAGCUGCCCCGUCCUCGGAGAUUCCCGGCGAGCCCAAGCCCGAGACCGACGCCGCCAAGAGGAUGAGGUACACCGAGGUGUCGUGGCUCCUCAUGGCGAGCGGGGCCCGCGUCCCCGGCGUCGUCAACCCGGCGCAGCUCGGCCGGUGGCUCCAGAUAAAGGAGUGACGUCGCCGCGCGCCGCCCGUGCGACCCCAGGUGGUUUUCCCCUUUUCACCGGAGAACCAAACACAUCAACAAGCGGUUUCUUCGUCUCCUCCUGCUCCUCCUCCUCUUGUUUAGAUUUUUUAGAUCUAGCGAGCGGAACAAAAAAAAAGGGCCUUUGGUGUACUAGCUAGCUUUAUUCGAUUGGAAGUAUUGUUAUUCAAAACCAGAGACCAGAAUGGUCCAGCUUUCUGAUGGAAAGCGUGAUUUGUUGUACUACUAGUUCCCUACCUGUAUCAUUCAUGUGCAUGCGAUGUUUGGUUU
This is a messenger RNA of Oryza brachyantha (malo sina), 966 nucleotides long. RefSeq lists its product as uncharacterized. The transcript has a single exon. Lineage: Eukaryota; Viridiplantae; Streptophyta; Magnoliopsida; Poales; Poaceae. The record is from RefSeq and is a predicted model, not a curated record. The coding region runs from base 274 to 666 and encodes 130 amino acids.